Molecule: messenger RNA, 2873 nt
Organism: Pyrus x bretschneideri (Chinese white pear)
Lineage: Eukaryota; Viridiplantae; Streptophyta; Magnoliopsida; Rosales; Rosaceae
Product: DEAD-box ATP-dependent RNA helicase 3, chloroplastic
Exons: 10
Coding region: 272-2566 (764 amino acids)
Molecular function (GO): zinc ion binding; ATP binding; helicase activity
Source: RefSeq, a predicted model, not a curated record
GCGUUCUCCAAAGGGCUGGACUGCGGCCUUAUCUCCCUCACACUCUCACUCUCACUCCUCUGCCCCUUGUCUAUAUAAACCCACAGCGGCGCUUUCCUCUCCGCUCUCAAUCCUCCAGACCUAAUAACGAUAUCUUCCGAGCCUUCCUCCCUCGUUAUCCUCUAUCUUCUUCUCUGAGGAAUUUCAGCAAACGCCUUGCGUGCACGGAGGAGGAAGAAGGAAGAAGCAGGGCGAAGAGAGUUGUUAUACCAUUUCUGCUGUAGUUGCAGAAAUGACUUCUAUCAUCGGAGUUUCCUCUGUAUAUUCCCAGACUCCGUGCAGCGAGCUGUACAGAAGAGCUGCGCCGGCGGCGGCGACGACGAGUAGUGCUACUCUUUCGCUUGCGUUCCCGGAGAGGGCGCACUUCAACAGUGUUUUGAGAGGAAAGAGUGGGUUGGUUAGGCAGGGGUCCGGUGUCGUUUGUUCGGCAAUUGCGACUCCGAACUCGGUGCUCAGUGAAGAGGCGUUUAAGGGACUCGGUGACUUUUCGAAGGACGGCCUCGACUCGGACUUGGAGUACGAGUCGGAAACCGAGCCGGGUUCUGCUGCCAGUGACGACGAUGAGCUCGCCCUUUCCAAACUGGGUUUGCCUCAGCGGCUUCUUGAUAGCCUUGAGAGACGUGGCAUAUCGAGCCUUUUCCCAAUUCAGAGAGCUGUUCUAGUACCUGCACUUGAAGGUCGAGAUAUCAUUGCGCGUGCCAAGACAGGGACUGGAAAGACAUUAGCCUUUGGAAUCCCAAUACUCAAGCGUCUCACAGAAGAUGAUGAACAGGGAGGCUCUCAUAGGCGGACUGGUUAUCUUCCAAGAGUUUUGGUGCUUGCACCUACUCGGGAGUUGGCAAAGCAAGUCGAAAAGGAGAUGAAAGAAUCUGCACCUUAUCUUAACACCGUUUGUGUCUAUGGGGGAGUUUCCUACAUAACUCAACAAAGUGCUCUCUCCCGUGGAGUUGAUGUAGUUGUUGGAACUCCUGGUCGGAUUAUUGACCUGAUAAACGGCAACACCCUCAAAUUGGGCGAAGUUCAAUAUUUGGUACUUGAUGAAGCUGAUUCAAUGCUUGCUGUUGGAUUUGAGGAGGAUGUGGAAGUGAUUCUGCAAAAGCUUCCAGCUCAGAGGCAGAGCAUGCUUUUUUCUGCAACCAUGCCUGGUUGGGUGAAAAAACUAUCGCGGAAAUAUUUGGACAAUCCAAUGACAAUUGAUUUGGUUGGCGACCAAGACGAGAAGCUUGCAGAAGGGAUCAAACUUUAUGCUUUAUCAACCACUUCAGCUUCAAAGAAGACCAUUCUUAGUGAUCUUAUAACGGUGUACGCAAAGGGCGGGAAGACCAUUGUAUUUACACAAACAAAACGAGAUGCUGAUGAAGUCUCAAUGUCAUUAACAAGUAGCAUAGCUUCUGAGGCAUUGCAUGGAGAUAUUUCACAGCAUCAAAGAGAGAGAACAUUAAAUGGUUUUCGGCAAGGGAAAUUCACUGUGCUCGUUGCCACUGAUGUUGCAUCCCGUGGACUUGAUAUUCCCAAUGUUGAUUUGGUUAUCCACUACGAGCUUCCCAAUGAUUCAGAGACAUUUGUGCAUCGCUCUGGGCGUACUGGACGUGCAGGGAAAGAAGGUACUGCCGUUCUGAUGUUUACUAACAACCAGAGGAGAACAAUUAAAACGCUUGAGCGUGAUGUGGGGUGCAAGUUUGAGUUUGCUAGUCCACCAACUAUUGAGGAGGUUUUGGAGUCAUCUGCGCAGCACGUGGUUGCUACUCUUAGUGGAGUGCAUCCUGAAUCUGUACAGUUUUUCACACCAACAGCACAGAGAUUGAUUGAUGAACAGGGAACAAGUGCUCUUGCUGCUGCACUAGCACAGCUCAGUGGAUUUUCUCGACCUCCAUCAUCCAAGUCCCUUAUCACCCAUGAGGCGGGAUGGACGACAUUGCAACUUAUCCGAGAUCCAUCUUUUGCCAGAGGGUUCCUGUCUGCUAGAUCUGUCACUGGGUUUCUUUCAGAUGUUUAUUCUACGGCUGCUGAUGAAGUUGGAAAAAUACAUAUAAUUGCAGAUGAACGGAUUCAAGGAGCAGUCUUUGAUCUUCCAGAGGAGAUUGCCAAAGAGUUGCUGACUAGGCAAAUACCUCCUGGAAACACUGUUUCCAAGAUAUCCAAGUUGCCAGCCCUGCAAGAUGAUGGGCCGGUGAGUGACUACUACGGCAGGUUUUCAAGCAGAGAUCGCCGAGGAGGAGGUCGUGGAGGAGGCCGGGGAGGAGGUUCUAGGGAUCGUCAAGGAUCAUCAGGUGGUUUCCGAAGCUCCAGGGGUUGGGGUAGUGAUGGUGGUGCCGACGAUUCAUUUAGGAGUAGUGGCCGAAGUUAUGGAUCUAGUAACAGCAGACCUCGGAGUCCAAGAAGCAUAGAUGAUGAUUGGCUUAUUGGAGGCCAACGAUCAAGCAGGUCACCAUCCCGAGACAGUUUCAGAAGCUUUGGAGGUUCCUGCUUCAAUUGUGGGCAGUCUGGCCACAGGGCAUCGGAUUGCCCUACCAAACAAGGAUUCUAGACAUGCUUCCUUAAACAUCAGUUUUCCGUCACCAUUGGUGGGUUCCGUGCAUGUUUAAACGUCAGUUUUUCAGCACCAAUGGCGGGUUAGAAGCUGCUGCCACUGCCGGCAGGCAUUGCUUUCUACUGUUUUGUGUUUGUGGGCUGUGCAAUGUCAAUGAGAUUGGGAGAUGCUCCUCCAGAGUCUUACAAGAAACGAAUUGAACUGUACUUAGUUAUAGGAAUUAUGUUUGAACUGCUCUCUCUCCCACUCAUGUAUUUUGUUUUGGCAUUAUAAUCAUUAAAUGUACGUGUUCAUUAAAUUAGAA